Molecule: messenger RNA, 1809 nt
Organism: Mesocestoides corti
Lineage: Eukaryota; Metazoa; Platyhelminthes; Cestoda; Cyclophyllidea; Mesocestoididae
Source: the annotation of a GenBank genome assembly
UUCUUUCAUCAGCUGUUAGAAUCCGCCGAAGCCUCGGAUAACGCAACCUCAAAAAUGUUCAUGUGCUUAGAACAAAAAUGCAUCGACUAUGAAGCUAGAUGUCAGUCACUUCGUGAAGAGAAGGAUAAACUACUAGCUGAAAAGAAUUCUAUUUACGAUGCACUUAUGCGCAUGGAAGAAAAUAAUCGAAGCCUAAGUGAAGAAGCUCAGCGACUUCAACGCCAACUAGAAGUAAUACGUGAAAUUAUUCGAGACAACGAUAUUGAUGAGGUAAAACAGCGUCUGGCCCAGAUCGAAGACUGCAGUCGUGUGCGUCUGGCUACGCCAAAGCGUACAAACGGUCGAACCGAACAUUCUGCUGGAUCUCUCCUUGAUUCCGAUAACACUUCAUCCUGUGGUUCUGACCGAGGGAGACCAAAGAGAUCGAGAGGCUCAAGUGGUCGCAAGGUAUCCCAAUCUGGAGACGCCCUUCGUCGGUCGGCUCGUCUCAGCGCCAAACGUCAAGGUGUCUCGUUCCUGGGUUACGAUUCGAGUAAUGUAAGUGAUAUUUGGUCAGCACUAUCUCAUGUUGCUCCCAAUGUCGUGGCCACUGCACCACCACCAACGCGCAAACGUUCCUCGUCCGACUCGGUAGACAGUUACCACGACAUCUCCUUUAAGCGGUCUCUCCUCAUUAAUGAGGCUGAUAGGCUUCCGGGUGUUCUAACAGACAGUGAUGUUACAAAUGACACGACAGCUGAAUUUACGACUAAUAUCGCGGUCCCCAUCGACGCCACAAAACGUUUAUUCAUUCGUUUUUGCCAACAGGUUACAGGAAAUCGGCUUACUCGUCUCCAUCAGUUCUCAUCGAUUUCAUCUCUCCGUCUUCAAAUGUGCAGUUGCUGUGGCAGGCGUUUUGCUUUUGGGAAACCGGCCCUUCGUUGCAAAAUCUGUCGACUUGUGGUUCAUCAGAAUUGUCAGGGCCAGCUUAAACAGCGUUGUGUGCCACCAACAGACAUGCCACUAUCACCUUGUGGGGCUCCCGAGACCCCUCGCACACCGCUGUCCGCGACUCUUUCGAGGCGUCAUCUGGGUGGACCUUCCAACGCAUCACCCACGGUCUUCGGAACGCCCUCGUCCACGCUCAAGCGCCGCGCGUUCGUCUGGCACUCCGUCUCUAUCGCUUCGUUGUGCCCACCUAACGAGUUCCCUCAAAUUCCAGCCCCCGUGAUUCACUGUGUCAACGAAGUUGCUGCUCGUGGCCUGCUUCAAGUCGGAAUUUAUCGGGUGCCCGGUGCUGAAAAGCGAGUCUUCGAACUUCUUGAAAAGUUCAUGUACGGCCGAACUACGCCGAGUUUGGCGUUGGUCGAAGACAUCAACGUAGUUUGCUCCUGUCUGAAGGCCUUUCUGCGUCUGUUGGAUGAGCCCCUAGUCACCUACGCCCUGCGACCAGAGUUCGUCGCGGCGUCAGAAUCAGCGCUGCGGAACCCUGAGGGUGCCAAGUACGAAGUCGCCACUCUGUUCGACAAACUGCCCAUCGCGAACCGCGACACCCUUGCCUUUCUCCUUCUCCACCUGAAAGCCGUAUCGAGGUCUUCAGCGUGUCGCAUGGGCGAAGCCAACUUGGCCAAGGUGUUCGGAUUCACCAUCAUCGGACACUCGUGUCCGGAGCCGCCACUCACGCAGGCUGCCAACGAGGUGACCGGUCAGCAGGCAGUGAGUUCCGUUUUUACAUUUUAUCGUUACGAACGCGAUUCGCCCACCUGCGCGUUUGCUGUGCGUCUACUCCUGUCUGUGCCGGACGUCGUGUAUUCUACAAUUCUUGCCUAG